Molecule: messenger RNA, 774 nt
Organism: Macadamia integrifolia
Lineage: Eukaryota; Viridiplantae; Streptophyta; Magnoliopsida; Proteales; Proteaceae
Exons: 1
Coding region: 1-774 (257 amino acids)
Molecular function (GO): RNA-DNA hybrid ribonuclease activity; nucleic acid binding
Source: RefSeq, a predicted model, not a curated record
AUGGGAAUUUUUUCUGUCAAGUCUGCUUGGGAAGGCAUUAGGAAGGCAGCUCCAGCAGUCUCUUGGGCUUCCCUGGUAUGGAACAAGGACCUCCCGUCGAGACUAUCCACCUUGGCUUGGUGCUGGGCUCACGGAAAGCUACCUGCUGACGAUAAAAUUCAAAAGAAACAGAUUUACCUACCCUCAAGGUCUGACCUAUGCGGAUCCAGUGAGGAAUCCUUCAACCACCUUUUUCUUGAUUGUAGGUACUCUUCGGAAAUGUGGGACAGGGCAGCGGUAAUGCUCAAUGUGGUUUGGACUAAUCAACCCACUGUGGUGGAUGUGAUAAAAUGGUGGAAAAAUAAGGUUAGAGGCUGGUCCUUGAAGAGGCCUUGGAUGAUUGGGUUGGUUGUGAUAAUUGAGGCUAUUUGGAAAGAAAGAAAUGGUAGAUGCUAUGAGGGCAAGGCAAGCUGCCCUUCCUUGGUGGUGAACACUGCAAUCAAGGAUGUCUCUUUCAUCUAUAACGGUAUGAAAAUCUCUCCUUCCAGUGCUACCGAUCUUGUUCUAGCUAAACGAUUGCUACUAUCAAUUUGCCCUUCCUCUGCUCUGAGCACCCUGGAGGUUUAUUGGUGUAAGGCGCCUAGACCAUGGGUGAAGCUAAAUGUGGAUGGUUGCUCCCUGGGUAAUCCUGGCCGAGUAGGUGGUGGUGGUAUCUUCGGAGACCAUAAUGGAAAAAUGAUUUUCUUAUUUGGAUUUUUUAUGGGUAUAGCUACAAAUUUUCAAGCAGAAAUCUAG